Messenger RNA from Aspergillus lentulus, 1335 nucleotides. RefSeq names its product sterol homeostasis protein ARV1. Lineage: Eukaryota; Fungi; Ascomycota; Eurotiomycetes; Eurotiales; Aspergillaceae. Gene Ontology annotation, biological process: regulation of plasma membrane sterol distribution; sphingolipid metabolic process; intracellular sterol transport. The record is from RefSeq and is a predicted model, not a curated record. Gene Ontology annotation, cellular component: cortical endoplasmic reticulum; Golgi apparatus.
AUGCCCAUCUGCAUCGAAUGCUCUUACCCCGUCUCGCACCUGUAUAGCACUUACAGCCGCGCUGAUGACCGCUCUCUGGGCAAGGGCGUGCGUCUGACGCAAUGUCCGCGCUGCAAGCGCUUCGCGGACAAAUAUGUGGAACAUGAUUUUGUGGUGCUUUUUAUAGAUCUAGUUCUGAUCAAACCUCAGGUCUACCGACACCUGCUCUUCAACCGACUAGGGGGUAACAAUGAUCAAUUCGAUCGCUCAAUUAUCCGUCUGGGAAUUCUUCUCCUUCUGUUCGAUGUAUACCUAACCUGGGCGCGGAUCGAGAGGUCCCCCACCCUCGCAGCCUCCUGGCUUGCCCGCACACCGAUCAUCGUGCAAUACCUCUUCUUUCUAAGCUUGAACGCCGUCGCAACUCUUGCGCAUCAUCUCACAGUUAGGCUGCUUGCCUCUCUGCUCUCACCGACACCAUAUGGCGGCAGCAGCACCAACACAAGCGGGGCCGAGGGACCUGUCCUUUCGAAUCCCUCCACCCCCGUCUUCCCCUCGUUCUCGUCCCAGUCCCAGUCGGUUACACCGUCGGGGCAACAGUCACCCUCCGCUGGGAUGGCAAUGAGCCCGACGAGACUCACGCCUCACGGUUCCUCCCAGGACGUCUCACUCUCGGCCAGUGCUGCUGCCCUGGGCACAUCAGCGUCCACCACCAAUCUCGGUACCGACCAACACCACCACAACCCCGCGUCUACACCGCAGGGAUCGUUACCCUUCCCCCCGCCGCCUCUGCGCCGUGCGUCCACCGCGCCGGCGCAGAGCAUCCGGCCUUUGCCACCGCCGUCCCCGGCCAGCCCAACAGCCAUCAGCACCGCCCUGCUCGUCAGCAGCUGCGCGAAACUCUUUCCUAUCCUUCUCGUCAUCUGGGGUCCCGACGGCAGCGGCAGCUCAUCUGUACCUAUCAAACAGGACAACACAAGUGCCGGCGGGAUGACGCAUUCCACCCUGACGCAGCGGAUGUUGAGCAGGUACACCCCGACCGCGAGCGCCGACGCUCCCAGCGCGACGGGAUUCGUGUCCUCAGUGUCGUCGUCCCUGCUCGACAAGUUGGUCUCCAGCCUGGCGUGGUUGAUCCCGGCGUCGGUGCCAACGAGCUACCUGACAAAUUGUGCCGAGUUGGUCGGCUCGCUCUUUUCCCUUGGGGCAGCGGAUACGCAUCUGGGGCUGUUGAGUAAUAUCGAGGCGCUGUAUAUCCUGCUCGGAUGCGGGUAUCUGCGCGCGGUGGCCUUGGCGGUGGCCGGCCUGCUUGCGCGGUGGAUGGUGCAGAGGGUGAUCCUGGGUGCGGUGGGCAUCGGCUGA